Glycine soja is the source of this 1744-nucleotide messenger RNA. Its product is annotated as pyruvate dehydrogenase E1 component subunit alpha-3, chloroplastic-like. Bases 206 to 1504 code for a protein of 432 amino acids. The record is from RefSeq and is a predicted model, not a curated record. Gene Ontology annotation, biological process: pyruvate decarboxylation to acetyl-CoA. Gene Ontology annotation, molecular function: pyruvate dehydrogenase (acetyl-transferring) activity. NCBI's taxonomy places the organism in Eukaryota, Viridiplantae, Streptophyta, Magnoliopsida, Fabales, Fabaceae. The transcript is spliced from 3 exons. Gene Ontology annotation, cellular component: intracellular membrane-bounded organelle.
CAAAAGCCCCUCAACCCAACACGCCUAAGACGGUUAUCUCCAAGUCUCAGUCCCUCGUUUCUUCCGCCCCCUUCACUCACCUUCUUUCUGCCACUUCUCUUCUAUAUAAUAACACCCACUUCUUUGGUUCAACUUCCCUUCAAUUCAUCACAUAAUAACAACACUAUAAACAUUGAUUUUGGCUCUUUGUUGCAGCGAGACCAAAAUGUCUUUCACUGCAACCAAGUUUUCACCUUCUCCUCUCCCUCUCACUUCCACCACCCCCAGAUCCAAUGACAAGCCUCUCUCUUUCUCCUUCGAUCACUCCAAACCCAACCCUUCUUCCUCCUUCCUUGGAUCCACUCGCAAGCUUCUUCGCUUCAAUGCUCUCGCUAGGCCUCAUGCUCACCCUCGUGCUUCUUCUUCCCCUGCUGCUGCUGUUCUUCUCGAACGAACCUCCAAUCUGCUUGUCACAAAAGAGGAAGGGUUGGAGCUCUAUGAAGACAUGAUAUUAGGGAGGUUUUUUGAGGACAAGUGCGCUGAGAUGUAUUAUAGGGGCAAAAUGUUUGGUUUUGUUCACUUGUACAAUGGCCAAGAGGCUGUGUCAACUGGGUUCAUCAAGCUUCUGAAGAAGGAAGAUUCUGUAGUGAGCACCUACAGAGAUCAUGUUCAUGCAUUGAGUAAGGGGGUCCCAUCUCGGCAAGUGAUGAGUGAACUGUUUGGGAAGGCGACAGGGUGCUGCCGAGGUCAAGGUGGUUCAAUGCAUAUGUUCUCAAAAGAGCACAACUUGCUUGGUGGAUUUGCCUUCAUUGGUGAAGGAAUUCCGGUGGCCACCGGGGCUGCAUUUUCGAGCAAGUACAGAAGAGAGGUGUUGAAGCAGGCAGAUUGUGAUCAUGUGACGUUGGCAUUUUUUGGAGAUGGGACUUGUAAUAAUGGGCAGUUCUAUGAAUGCCUGAACAUGGCAGCUCUGUGGAAAUUGCCAAUUGUGUUUGUGGUGGAGAAUAAUUUGUGGGCUAUUGGGAUGUCGCAUCUCAGGGCAACUUCAGAUCCUCAGAUAUGGAAGAAAGGGCCGGCAUUUGGAAUGCCAGGGGUUCAUGUAGAUGGGAUGGAUAUUUUGAAGGUCAGAGAGGUGGCAAAGGAGGCAGUUGAAAGGGCUAGAAGAGGAGAUGGACCAACUCUAGUGGAAUGUGAGACCUAUAGAUUUAGAGGGCAUUCAUUGGCUGAUCCCGAUGAGCUUCGUGACCCUGCUGAGAAGGAACACUAUGCUGGUAGGGACCCCAUCACUGCAUUGAAGCAAUACCUUAUUGAGAACAAUUUAGCCAAUGAGCAAGAAUUGAAGGCCAUAGAGAAGAAAAUCGACGAGAUCCUCGAGGACGCCGUUGAGUUUGCAGACAGCAGCCCUCUUCCACCCCGCAGUCAGCUUCUGGAGAAUGUCUUUGCUGAUCCAAAAGGCUUUGGAAUCGGACCAGAUGGCAGGUAUAGAUGUGAGGAUCCAAAAUUCACUGAAGGCACAGCUCAUGUCUAAUCUUUCAGUAUUGUACGAGUGUUCUUUUCAUAUGGCUUAUUUAGUGAUCAAAUGUUACACAAUGUCUAAUAUAAACAGGAUUUGUUCUUUAGGUUGGUAAUUUGGUUUUACGUGUCUUAUAUUUAUCAUUGUUUGUGGAACUAGUGGCAAGAAUGACAAUCUCCAGAAUUAGAUUGUAGCCUCUACCAACGCUGUAUAAUAAAAUUUUAGUCGUUCCUCUUUGUUCUUGUUUUCUAUCAA